Messenger RNA from Pistacia vera, 1183 nucleotides. Its product is annotated as transcription initiation factor IIB-like. Gene Ontology annotation, cellular component: transcription preinitiation complex; nucleus. The record is from RefSeq and is a predicted model, not a curated record. Gene Ontology annotation, molecular function: TBP-class protein binding. Bases 67 to 1005 code for a protein of 312 amino acids. Lineage: Eukaryota; Viridiplantae; Streptophyta; Magnoliopsida; Sapindales; Anacardiaceae. The transcript is spliced from 7 exons. Gene Ontology annotation, biological process: DNA-templated transcription initiation; transcription preinitiation complex assembly.
GAUUAAAGAAGACAGUCAAGACACAGUGGUUGGUGGUGGCGGUGGUGAAGUUGAAGUGGAGUUAUUAUGAUGGCGGACUCGUUUUGUCGAGAUUGCAAUAAACUGACGGAGGUAGUGUUCGAUCACUCAGCGGGGGACACCAUUUGUUCGGAGUGCGGUCUGGUCUUGGAGGCCCACUCCAUUGAUAAAACCUCGGAGUGGCGUACCUUUUCCAACGGCUCCUCCGACCACGACCCUGUUCGUGUUGGUGGACCCCUCAACCCUCUCUUGACUGACGGCGGUCUUUCUACUGUUAUUGUCAAACCAACCGCCGGCUCCACCCAGUUUUUGUCGGGUUCGCUCGGAAAAUGGCAGACUCGAAGUUCUAAUCCUGAUAGAAAUCUUAUUCAGGCAUUUACGUAUAUCUCUGCCAUGUCUGAUAGGUUGGGGCUUGUUACAACCAUAAAGGAUCGAGCUAAUGAAAUCUAUAAGAAGGUAGAAGAUCAGAAACCUCUUAGGGGACGGAAUCUAGCAGCAAUUGUGGCAGCUUGCCUCUACAUUGCUUGUAGACAAGAAAACAAGCCACGGACUGUGAAAGAAUUUUGUUCUGUUGCCAAUGGGACAACAAAGAAAGAAAUUGGACGGGCAAAAGAGUUCAUUGUGAAACAUCUGGAAGCAGAGUUAGGUCAAUCUAUUGAAAUGGGAACUAUACAUGCUUCAGACUAUCUGAGACGUUUUGGUUCCUAUCUUGGAAUGACCAAUCAAGCUGUUAAGGCCGCUCAGGAAGCUGUGCAGAAAUCUGAAGAGCUUGACAUAAGGAGGAGCCCAAUCUCACUAGCUGCUGCUGCUAUAUACAUCAUCACUCAACUAUCAACUGACCCAAAGCUUCUCAAAGAAAUUUCUGUCGUUACUAGAGUGGCUGAAGGUACAAUAAAAAAUUCCUACAGGGAUCUUUAUCCUCAUUUGUCAAGAAUAAUACCAGAUUGGUUUGCCAAUGCGGAAGAUAUCAAGAGCCUGCCAUUCUGAAAUUGCUUAAAGGUGAUGGUUAUGGUUCCUUGUAGCCUCCAUAAUGCUUAAUCCCCUUCUUCAAGCAAACCAUCAUGUAAAUGCCUGUCCUUCCAGUGUUCUUACCGGGAACAUCAGCUUAGUAGCAGUAGCUUUGUAGCUCCUAGAGACUGUAGUUGUUAAAAGCACUACUUCCAUA